Molecule: messenger RNA, 2316 nt
Organism: Ciona intestinalis (vase tunicate)
Lineage: Eukaryota; Metazoa; Chordata; Ascidiacea; Phlebobranchia; Cionidae
Source: RefSeq, a predicted model, not a curated record
AUAUUUUAAAUUUUGCAUAGCAGGAUACACAGCAUGUUCAUUAUGUUUUUUACUUAUAUGCUGUUGGUCGGGUUCGUGACAGCGCAAACAUUGAACCUGUUAUCUACAUACGUGUUGGUGAGACACAAAAAGCUCAAGAGUGUUUCCAAUUGCUACCAAAUGAGUCUCUCCGUAUGCAUGAUGAUAUCUAUGUUGCUUUCCGCAUGGGUGCACCCGUUACGCAUGACCGAUAGGGACCUCUAUGAAAGACACGUCAUAUUCCGAGCGAUCCAGGAUUGGGGUGAAAACUUCUUCAUAGUUUGCGCAGUGCUUAAUUUAUCCGCACAGGACUUUGAAAGAUACAUUGGACUAUGCCGACCACUCAAAGCAAAGACAGGAAUCAGUUUAAACCGAACGCAUAAGAUUAUAUGUUUUCUAUGGUUGGUAUCAAUUGUGACGUCAAUACCUUCGUUCUUGUGCGGUUUCACUUCUGGCUCAGUAGGACCUAGUGGCUUGGGUGGGAAUCGAAUCCCGAACGUUCGACUUGUUUCCGCGCUAAGCCUUAACACUACAGACGAUGUUGUAAGCAAUCACAAUGAUACCAACAGCGAAGAGUAUUGCCAGAACCAAGACACCACCAUGGCCAGCAUUUGUCGACAAAGAGAAAACUUAUCACCGGUGAUUUGUUUCAUUCUCUUAUUCUGCCUCCCUUUGCUUUCAAACUUGUAUCUCUUUGUCUCCAUCAUUCGGAGGUUGCGUAAAAGCGUUUGCUUUCAACCUGGUCAUACCAGGAAGUCAAGCAAAUUUUCCAUAUCGUCGGAAAAAGAAAGAAAUCCACCACCCCAAGAACGCAGGCGCAGAUUUGGCACCACGGUUCGUUACAACACAGUCCGCAAGCUGGAGGAUGUACCAAGAAUAUCCGUGAUUUCAGCAAGCGAAACAACGGGUGCUAACCCUGUCCCACAGAAGCACCUCGAGCCUAGCCCUGGUGUUUGUAGUGUAAGACACUCAUUUGCGGGCUUAGAAAUGAAACCAAGCACGCCAUCAGAGGCCCACCCUUCGGCUUGUAGCGAGCUUAAUAUAGAGCUUGAAACUUCGGUGGGGUCAUCUAGUUAUAACAAACAGGAGGACACGAAAUUGGGAGGGAGCGCCUCACUUUGCCAUAUUACUGGCACUAACAAUAACAUUAAUGAAUGCACGGCCGCUUGCUUAGGCGUUGUUGAGGAAAAGCCACAAAGUGCAUCAGAUAGUGCAAUGUACGUAAGGGUGUCCACACCUAAUAGAAAUGUAAGGUAUGGAAGAAAAUCAAACGCCAGAACUCCCAGAUAUUCUAACGCGACAUGUCGUACUUCUGUCGGGAAGAACACGCACUGCGACGUCAAGAAUAGCCGCUGUGACGCCACACAGAGGAUUCGUCGUAUGACGGAAGUGACGUUGCCACCUUCGAUGAAAAUGCCAAGCAGUAGGUCUUAUGUUUUCACAAGAAGUCAAAGCGAACAAAGAAUUAGCGCUGGACGGUCGCUACGCAACUAUUGUUACACCACAGUCUUCCCGGAUACGUCAUACGAGCUACGUCACUGCAGUUCCACCAAUGUGAGCAACACUGGCCGAGCUUCGAAACAUAAAAACGACCGAAAAAUCUCAGCGGCUUCGGGCUACACAAACUCGGGGAAAAGUUACAAAAGUAACUUCAGCAAAAAUGAUUCGGAUUCAAUUUGUUCGGUUGGUUUGGAGAUUGCGCCAACUUGGUUGUGGAGAGUGAGAAUGAGGGCAGUCAAAAACUUAGCCAUCGGUAUCGCAGUUUACGUAAUGCAUUGGCUGCCAGUCCAUAUAUUACGAAUGAAUUCAACCAAAAGUUCAUCAAGUUCAGACCCAACAUGUACCUGUUGUCCCACGUCCUUCAGCGAGGUUUACCAAACUGUAUUCGGCUUCUGGAUGUGCGUGAUUGCAGCUUCGACGCCUUUCCUACACUGUGUCUGCUCCAAGAAGUUUCGCUGCGUUUACAUCACAUUGCUACGAACUAUAGCAAGCAAAUGCAAGCCGAAUCUCAAAUGUCUCAGAAUAAAUUAAAGUUCUUGAGUCGAGUUAAUUCUGAUUCCUCGAACAGCGCGCCUCUUGUCGAAUUGUUUUCUACAAUCACAAUUAUUGGUUGAAAACCAGUCGUGUGUUUACGUGCUUGCGUCGCCUUACUAUACGAGGCGGAUUAACCUCAUGAAUGAAUGUACUUAUUAGUUCUCGAAUGGCAAAGCAAGGACAAUCGUUAUGACACGGGUGUUUUGUUUCAUUCACCUCGUUUCAGGUACUUCACCUGAUUGGAUGACAAUUUAGACAGCGUAU